AUGCUGAGUAUCUCCCUCCUCCCAGAGGAUGCGCUCCUGGAGAUUUUCUCUUUAGUUCCACCUCUGGACUUGAUCCAUCGCUGCCGGCCGGUCUGUAGCCAGUGGAGGGACGUCAUCGACUCUUCGACUCUGUGGAAGACGAUAUGUCAGAGAAUGGGGCUCAUCCCCCAAAACUGGAUACGCCCCCCGAGAGACUGGAAGAAGUAUUAUUAUCUGCGCAGCCGCAGAAGGAAUUUACUAAAAAACGCUUGCGCAAACGAAGAGUUGAAGUUCUGGAAGUUAGAAAGUAACGGAGGUGACCGCUGGAAGGUGGAAGAUCUGCCGGGAGAACACGGCCAGCCGUUCCCCGAUGACACCGUCACCAAGUACUUUGUGACGUCGUAUGAGAUGUGUCUGAAGUCUCAGCUGAUAGACCUCCGGAAGACGGGAUAUAAUAAGGAAUUGAUGGACCGGGACCAGCCAGAUAUCGCCGUCAGAGACUGGUUUGCAGCUAGAGCGGACUGCGGCUGUCAGUAUGAAGUGGAGGUGCAACUGCUGUCUGAAGGCAAGAGGGUUCUCCAUAAAUUCUCCCCAGAGACGGUAUUGAUACCACAGUGGAGCGACGCCAUGUGGCAGGAGAUGACUCACACGUUCAGGAACUACGGCCCGGGAGUGCGCUAUGUAUACUUCAGACACGGCGGGAAGGACACGCAGUGGUGGGCCGGCUGGUACGGGAUCCGCGUCACCAGCAGCAGUGUCACCGUAGAACCGGAAGAUCUGACUGCGCAACCGGCGGCACCCCCCUCCGUCUCACAAUGUGUAGAUAAAAAGAAAAAGAAAACCAAAAAAAAGAAAAAUUAG
Messenger RNA from Nanorana parkeri, 840 nucleotides. Its product is annotated as F-box only protein 6-like. The coding region runs from base 1 to 840 and encodes 279 amino acids. Lineage: Eukaryota; Metazoa; Chordata; Amphibia; Anura; Dicroglossidae. The record is from RefSeq and is a predicted model, not a curated record. Gene Ontology annotation, biological process: glycoprotein catabolic process; SCF-dependent proteasomal ubiquitin-dependent protein catabolic process. The transcript is spliced from 5 exons. Gene Ontology annotation, molecular function: protein binding; ubiquitin protein ligase activity. Gene Ontology annotation, cellular component: cytoplasm; SCF ubiquitin ligase complex.